AUGGGACUGUCAGAUAAAGCUGUGAUUGGCCGAGGCCUGAACAGUCCUGACCCAUUGGUGCGUGAGGCCUAUCUGAUGGCAUAUGACUAUAUCAACUAUGUGACGGCCAAACCAGGCAUCCCGGUGGACCCAGCACCAUCUCGUGCCACGGCCGCCCUGCGUCACGCUGGAGAUGAGCUGCUCACUCGCUUCCCCAUCUUCUUCCGCCGCUGGCCGCGUGUUUUCCAGGACGUGACAGACCGAACGGCCUGCUCGACCCUCGUUUCCAUUCUGGAUGAGCACUUUGCACCCACACGACAUAGAGAGCUCGCCUGGAGCGCAGUGCUGUCUGUGUUUGUUCUUUCUGGACAACUGGCACUGCAUUGCCAGGAAAGUGGCAUGUCUGAUAUCCUGCCCCGGAUUCAGGAGUGCGUGGGCAGCUACAUAGAGAGGGUCAUCUGCCCAGAGAUCAGGGACAGAGGGGGAUGGUCAGGUUUUAUCGGUCGUUUCGGCGAGAAGCAGAGUCUUGAAGAUCAGGCGAUGAGUGUGUGCUGCUGGUCUCUGCUCCUGCUGAGUGUUGGGAUCUUAUCCUACUUGGUGUGGACGAGAAGAAAAACUUAG
Messenger RNA from Sinocyclocheilus anshuiensis, 600 nucleotides. RefSeq names its product apoptosis regulator R11-like. NCBI's taxonomy places the organism in Eukaryota, Metazoa, Chordata, Actinopteri, Cypriniformes, Cyprinidae. Gene Ontology annotation, molecular function: BH domain binding. Gene Ontology annotation, biological process: release of cytochrome c from mitochondria; extrinsic apoptotic signaling pathway in absence of ligand; regulation of apoptotic process. Gene Ontology annotation, cellular component: mitochondrial outer membrane. The transcript has 2 exons. The record is from RefSeq and is a predicted model, not a curated record. Bases 1 to 600 code for a protein of 199 amino acids.